Leptosomus discolor (cuckoo roller) is the source of this 7083-nucleotide messenger RNA. NCBI's taxonomy places the organism in Eukaryota, Metazoa, Chordata, Aves, Leptosomiformes, Leptosomidae. The record is from RefSeq and is a predicted model, not a curated record.
GAAAAGGAGGAUGACAAAUCAGACACAUCAAGCUCUCAGCAGCAGAAAAGUCCACAAGGUCUGAGUGACACCGGGUAUUCUUCUGAUGGGAUAUCAAGUUCACUUGGUGAAAUUCCAAGUCAUAUCCCCAGUGAUGAAAAGGAUUUACUCAGAGAAUCUAAUAAAAAAGACACUAUUUCACAAGAAAGUCCACCAAGCCCCUCAGAUCUAGCUAAAUUGGAAAGUACGGUACUGUCUAUUUUGGAAGCUCAGGCAAGUACACUUUCUGAUGAAAAAUCUGUGAAAAGUAAAGAGCUUUAUGAAAUGUAUAGUGAACAGACAAAGGAUCAACAAAAACCAAAACCUUUGCCAGUCACUCCAGAGUCUUAUAGUUCAGAUGAGGAAGACUUAGAAGCUAUUCAAGAAGGUGAAGGAACCAUUGUAGAAGAUGGCAAAGGAAGUUCUUCCUCCCGGGCAGACUACAAGGAAGAAGAUGAAGGAGAUGACAUAUUGGCAAGAAGACAACGCUAUGAUUCUGUGGAAGACAGCAGUGAGAGUGAAAACUCACCCAUUCCAAGGAGAAAAAGAAGAGCUAGUGUUGGUUCUUCAAGCAGUGAUGAGUACAAACGAGAUGACAGUCAGGGAUCGGGUGAUGAGGAAGACUUCAUUAGGAAACAGAUUAUAGAGAUGAGUGCUGAUGAGGAUGCCUCAGGUUCUGAAGAUGAUGAGUUCAUUAGAAAUCAACUCAAAGAGAUCAGUGUAACUGAAAGCCAAAAGAAAGAAGAAGUGAAAACCAAAGCCAAAGGAACAGCUGGAAAACAUAGAAGAAUGGCACGGAAAAGUAGUGCAGGCUAUGAUGAGGAUGCAGGAAGAAGACAUUCGUGGCAUGAUGAUGAUGAUGAGACUUUUGAUGAAAGCCCAGAGCCAAAAUACAGGGAAACUAAAAGUCAAGACAGUGAAGAACUUGCAGUAGCUGGAGGAGGAGGCCUUCGACGUUUCAAAACAAUAGAAUUAAAUAGUACAAUAACAAACAAGUAUUCUGAAGCAUCUGAACAACAGAAAGGUAUUCUGUAUUUUGAUGAAGAGCCUGAGCUGGAGAUGGAGAGUCUUACAGAUUCACCAGAAGAUAGAUCUAGAGGAGAAGGGUCUUCUAGCUUACACGCUUCUAGUUUCACACCAGGUACAUCUCCCACUUCAGUAUCAUCACUUGAUGAAGAUAGUGACAGCAGUCCUAGUCACAAAAAACUGGGUGGGGAGAGCAAACAACAGCGCAAAGCCAGGCAUCGGUCACAUGGCCCUCUUCUUCCAACUAUUGAAGAUUCUUCAGAAGAAGAAGAACUACGGGAAGAGGAAGAACUGCUAAAAGAACAAGAGAAACAGCGUGAAUUAGAGCAGCAACAAAGAAAAAGUUCUAGCAAAAAAUCUAAAAAGGACAAGGAUGAACUAAGAGCUCAGAGAAGAAGGGAACGUCCAAAGACUCCACCAAGUAAUCUUUCUCCCAUUGAAGAUGCAUCUCCAACAGAAGAAUUAAGACAGGCAGCAGAAAUGGAAGAGCUGCACAGAUCUUCCUGUUCUGAGUAUUCACCUAGUAUUGAGUCAGAUCCUGAAGGAUUUGAAAUCAGCCCAGAAAAAAUAAUAGAAGUGCAAAAGGUUUACAAAUUGCCUACUGCUGUCUCUCUAUACUCACCAACAGAUGAACAACCAACUGGACUCCCAAAAGAAGAAAGUAGUCAAAAGACAUUGAAAAGCGCCGAAGAGGUAUAUGAGGAGAUGAUGCAUAAGACCCAUAAGUCCAAGUCAUUUCAAAUUGCAAGUGAAAAAGAUGAAGUGUUUGAAAAAGAAUCUUUAUAUGGUGGAAUGCUAAUAGAGGAUUAUAUUUAUGAAUCUUUAGUAGAGGAUACUUACAAUGGAACUAUUGAUACUAAUCUGGUAAUGAGACAAGAUGAGAGCAGUGAAUACAUACAACAGAGAGGAAAAGAGAAAAAAAUAAGAGCUUCAGAACAGAUCUAUGAAGAAUCACAGAAAAUUACUGAUGUAGAGAAAGACUACUAUAGUGUUGAGACUUUACAUUCUAUUGUGCCUCAAGAAGAUAUUGUUUCUAGUUCUUACAUUAUUCCAGAAAGUCAUGAAAUAGUUGUAUUAGACAGCACGGUAACUUCCACCACUGAGGAAAAGCAGUUGUUAGAUGCAGAAGCUGCUUAUGAAGAGCUUAUGAAAAGACAGAGAAUGCAGCUAACCCCUGGGUCCAGUCCAACACAACCAACUUCAGGUUUCAUUCCCACAACCGAUACAAAAGUAUCUAGUGUUGGAGAAAUAGUGGAUAGUACGUCUUUAACAUCAAGCACUACUUCAGCAAUCUCAGAUGUAUCACCUGUCAGUAGCACAGCUCUUUCUAUUCCAGAUGUUAAGAUAACACAGCAUUUUACAGCAGAGGAAAUUGAAGAUGAAUACUUAACAGAUUAUGCCAGAGAAAUUCAAGAAAUAAUUUCUCAUGAAACGUCAAUGUUGACAUACUCUGAGACAUCGGAAGGUGCUGCAUCAGUUUUACCUUCUGAUACAGCUUCCUUAACAUCAUCUACGUCUUCGGUUUGUACCACAGAUAGUUCAUCACCUAUAGAUAGUGCAACUACAUGUUAUGUAGAUACAGCAGAUGCUGUAAGUAAACUAGCAGAUUCUGAAAGUGUCAAGGUAAUGACCCAAGCUCCCUUAACACGUACAAAAGAGUACUCUGAAGUGAGUAUGCCUUAUGAAUCUGUUGCUGGAGCCACAAAAAAGCCAUUUGUAGCAUCAGAUAUGGAAAGUGUGGAUCGAGCUGCAGUUUGUUUGCCUGAAACUGCACCUUCAGUAGUGGCAACUACAGUUAUAAAACCUAAGCAAUAUGCAACUGAUACCAUUACCUUUGAUACCUCCAAAGCAGAAAAGGAAGCAGCUAGAAAAAUGAAAAGUACAGUAGAGGCUGGCAUUGUCAAAAUUCAUCCUGAAGAUUCACACAAAGAAUUUGGUGUUGAUAUGGCAAGGAUUAAUUUGACUAGUGCUACAUCUGAGCAACCACCUGUAUGUAUAGCGUCAGUACCAGUUACAGAGCCUGCAUCAGAAACAUCUUCUGUACCUACUCCCAGUGUUGUAAGUAAGACCAGCAUGGUCUCUGUGCCUUCCUCAGCUCCUGCUGUAACAUCCAAAGUAUUCUCGCUUUUUAGAAGCUCUUCUUUGGAUUCUCCUGCACAACCUUCUCCACCCCCACCUCCUCCUCCUCCACCACCUCCUCCACCACCAUUACCUCCACCUAUUUUACCCAAGCCAGCCAUUUAUCCCAAAAAGAAGUCACAGAUUAAGACUCCAGCAGCAACAGCUCCCACAGUGGUACCUUCAGUCACAAGUGUUCCAACAUUAGAGUCCACAGCUGCAUUAAAGAAUCAUGUGGUACCUAUCACAAAAACAUACACCCCAACACCACCUCCUGUACCACCCAAACCAUCCUCCAUUCCAGCAGGGCUUGUUUUCAGUCACAGGCCUGCUGAAGUAACUAAACCUCCAAUUGCUCCUAAACCAGCAAUUCCUCCGCUCCCAAUAGCUGUUCACAAGCCAGCAGAAACACAGCCCAAACCAAUAGGUUUGUCAUUGACUUCAAGUAUGACUCUGAAUUUGGUCCCUGCAGCUGAAUACAAAAUAGCAUCUCCCACUUCCCCUUUGUCUCCACACUCUAACAAAUCAUCACCAAGGUUGACAAAACCCUCACAGGAAACUUAUGUUGUCAUCACAUUGCCAUCUGAGCCUGGAACUCCAACAGAAGCUAUAACUAGUCAGGCUGUUACCAGCUGGCCUUUAGAAGCACCUUCUAAAGAACAGAUUCCUCAGCCUAUGCCACCAAUUUUUACUCCAUCCAUGAAAACUAUGGAAAUUCAAAGUAUGGCAGAUCAGAGUAUGUAUAUUUCAGGUGCUUUGCAAGCUAUUCCUGUCACAACACAAUCAGCUUUUGAAAAAAUACCUAGUUCAAAAUCAGAAGUAGUAACAACAGCGGUAACCAAGACGACAGUUUCUAUGGUUAAGGGCCCAGUGCCUGGUUUUGGUGUAGGUAGUGUGGCUAUUACUAUACCUCCAGAGCCACUACAUAUAGUAGAUCAACCCAGGUAUAGAGAGAAUGGAAGAUUCCAUCCUUUGGGUGAUGUCAUAGAUCUUCGCACUUUAACUAAGAUGGAUAUUGCAAUGAGAGACAGCUGUAUGGAUCUGUCUGCUGUUUCCAUGGAUGUAAGAAGGCAAAUGCCAGCAAGUGAUACAUGUGGGCGGCCAGUAAGUACUGUCCAGCCAGCUAUAAUAAAUCUUAGCACUGCGUGUGUUGCCGAUCCUUCUCUGUCUGUAGUCACUGAGACAGUAACUGUAGUGACCUGCACUGCCACUGUAAGCUACACUACCAGUACAGACAGCCUUGUGGAUCUGGGACAUGCGAUGACAACGCCACUUCAGCUAACAACAUCAAAACAUUUUGAGCCUUCAUACAGAGUAACAGGCAGCCAGGCAUUCUCUGCAGCUAGAGAUGAGGUGCCAAUAAAUUUAUCCCUAGGUACUUCGACACAUGCAGUGACAUGGGCAGUAACAAAGCCUGUUACUGUACCACCUGUUGGUGUUACAAAUGGUUGGACUGAUCUCACCACUUCUCAGGAGCUGAUGGAGAGUGGAGCAGUUGACCUCAGCACUACAAAAUCCCACAGAACAGUAGUAACAAUGGAUGAAGCUACUUCAGGUAUCAUAACGACAGUAAUAGAAGAUGAUGAAAAGCCUGUGGAUCUGACUGCAGGGAGAAGAGCUGUCUGCUGUGAUAUGGUUUAUAAAUUGCCAUUUGGUAGGAGCUGUACAGCACAGCAGCCACCAACUACACUUCCUGAAGAUCGCUUUGGUUACAGAGAUGACCAUUAUCAAUAUGAUCGUUCAGGGUCAUAUGGCUACCGAGGAAUGGGAGGUAUGAAACCAUCUAUGUCUGACACAAAUUUAUCUGAAGCUGGACUGUUUGCAUACAAAAGCAAGAAUAGCUUUGAUUAUCGAGUUGGGGCAACUGAUGCAGCAGUAGAUCUUACUUCUGGAAGAGUUACUACAGGUGAGGUUAUGGAUUACUCAAGCAAGACUACUGGUCCUUAUCCAGAGACUCGGCAGGUGAUUUCUGGCAUCGGGCUCAGUACACCACAAUAUUCCCAAGCAAGAAUGGUAUCAUCUCUGGCUUCCCAGUUUGGCGUUGGAAGUGUUUUAAGGUCAUCCAAUGGUGUUGUUUAUUCUUCAGUAGCGACUCCAAUCCCAUCCACAUUUGCCAUCACUACACAACCUGGUUCUAUUUUCAGUACAACUGCCAGAGAUUUACCUACUCUACAAACAAUGGACUCGGUGCCCUCUUUAUCAACUUUGCAACAGAAUCAGCCGCUCCCGAGGUCAUACAGUUUCUUGACAACAGUGGCAGCUGAAAAAGAUAGUGCAAUUACUGCCAUUGAUAUGGAGACAGGGUUACCACCUCUUACUAUAGAAACUAUUACCACUGAGCCAACCAACUUAUUACCUGCUUUAACUACAGCAUCUGAAGUUUAUACAGAUGUAAUUGAAGAUGAGGUUGCCCUUCUCAUUGCCCCUGAAGAAGGCAAACAGCAGCAGCUUGAUUUGGAGCGUGAACUUCUUGAGCUUGAGAAAAUUAAGCAGCAGCGCUUUGCAGAAGAGCUGGAAUGGGAACGUCAGGAAAUUCAAAGAUUUAGGGAACAAGAAAAGUUUAUGGUCCAAAAAAAGCUUGAGGAGUUGCAGUCCAUGAAACAUCAUCUCUUAUUUCAGCAAGAGGAGGAGCGACAAGCUCAGUUUAUGAUGAGGCAAGAGACAUUAGCCCAGCAGCAGUUGCAGCUUGAACAAUUCCAACAGCUUCAACAACAGCUUCACCAACAGUUAGAGGAACAAAAAAUUCGUCAAAUAUAUCAGUAUGGUUAUGACCCUUCAGGAACUGGCUCGCCACAAACUACCACAGAUCAAACACUUUUGGAAGGACAGUAUGCAACCACAGAAAAUGGCCAGUUUUGGCCUACUGAUGAUGCAACCACUACGUCUUCAGGAGUGCUGGGUAUAGAAAUUCCACAAAGCCAAACAUGGUAUACAGUUCAGUCCGACGGCAUUACCCAAUACAUACCUAGGUCUGGUAUCCUAAGUUCUGUUUCAGAAAUGUCUCUUAAGGACAUUGAUGUUAGAGAGGAGAAGCAACUGAAAAAGAGAAGUUCGAUGCCAAAAUUACGUGGUCCAUAUGAGGAGCUUGAGGAGACUCUGGAAGAAGAGCCACGGUGCUUCAAAAAGAUAGUGGACAGUGGAGUGCAAACUGAUGAUGAAGACGGAGCAGACAGAGGUUACACAAACAGGAGACGGAGAACUAAGAAGAGUGUUGAUACAAGUGUUCAGACAGAUGAUGAAGAUCAAGAUGAAUGGGAUCUUUCUAGCAGAUCCAGAAGGAAGCCUCGUGUAGGAAAAUACAGUGAGAGUACCACUGAGGCAGACAAAGCUAAACAGUUCUCCAAAGUAUCUAGUAUUGCAGUUCAGACAGUGGCAGAGAUUUCAGUACAAACGGAACCUGUAGGAACAAUAAGAACACCUUCAAUCAGGGCCCGAUUGGAUGCUAAGGUUGAAAUCAUAAAGCACAUUUCAGCACCAGAAAAGACAUAUAAAGGAGAAAGUUUGGGAUGUCAAACAGAGACAGAGUCAGAUACUCAAAGUCCCCCAUAUCUGUCAGCUUCAUCUCCUCAGAAAGAUAAAAAACGCCCAACACCAUUAGAGAUAGGAUACUCAUCCCACCUUCGUCCAGACUCCACAUUGCAGGUAGUCCCUUCCCCUCCUAAAUCUCCCAAAGUUCUCUAUUCACCCAUUUCACCUGUUUCGCCAAGCAAAGUUAUAGAGUCAGCAUUUGUACCCUAUGAAAAACCCAUCACUGAUGACAUCAGCCCUCAGAAGAUGCUGCAUGCUGACAUUGCCAAGGUUCCUCCAUCAAGCCCAAAGGCAGCAAAGAUGAUGCAACGCUCUAUGUCUGAUCCUAAGCCCCUGAGUCCCACAGCAGAAGACAGUUCCAGAGCUCAGUUUCAGUACACUGAGGGUCUCAUG